UGUCCAGCAGGGGGCAGCCAGACGCCCGUUACUUUCUAGAAGCUUCAGAGGAAAUGAGCGGCAACCGUAGAAGAAGAAGCUGUCCCUGCGUGUCGCUGGAUGAAUGUGCGACACUGACACAUCGUUUUUAUCUCGUUUCAACAACAGGUUCGUUCAGAGACGAAGUGAAAGUCCCAGUUGGAAGCGAACAUGUCGGGGAUACCUCCGGACUCAUGGCAGCCGCCCACAGUGGCUCUGGAGACAACGAUGGGGACAUUAGUGGUGGAGCUCUACUGGAAACAUGCGCCAAAGACCUGCAAAAACUUCGCAGAGCUGGCCCGAAGAGGCUACUACAACAACACCAAGUUCCACAGGAUCAUCAAAGAAUUCAUGGUGCAGGGUGGAGACCCCACAGGCACAGGUCGUGGUGGUGCCUCUAUAUUUGGUAAACAGUUUGAAGAUGAGCUGAACCGAGAUCUGAAGUUCACAGGCGCAGGUAUUCUGGCGAUGGCCAAUGCCGGACCUGACACCAAUGGAAGCCAGUUCUUCCUCACUCUGGGACCCACCCAGUGGUUGGAUGGAAAGCACACUAUUUUUGGACGACUAUAUCAGGGGAUGUCCUUGCUGAGCCGCAUCGGCAUGGUAGAGACAAACAGUCAAGAUCGUCCAAUGGAUGAUAUCAAAAUAAUUCGAGCUACUUUGCCCAGUUAGGCAAAUGUUUUGUUUUUUUUUUUUUACUGCUUUGUUUGAA
Messenger RNA from Paralichthys olivaceus (Japanese flounder), 730 nucleotides. RefSeq names its product peptidylprolyl isomerase (cyclophilin)-like 1 (gene ppil1). NCBI's taxonomy places the organism in Eukaryota, Metazoa, Chordata, Actinopteri, Pleuronectiformes, Paralichthyidae. Gene Ontology annotation, biological process: protein peptidyl-prolyl isomerization; protein folding. Gene Ontology annotation, molecular function: peptidyl-prolyl cis-trans isomerase activity. Gene Ontology annotation, cellular component: catalytic step 2 spliceosome. The record is from RefSeq and is a predicted model, not a curated record.